CUCGGUUGCGUGAAAGCUGGAGGUUUCCGUGCGAUUUGGAGUGGGUUGUUUUGGGUGUAAAGCUUCGAUUUUUACGUGAAGUGAGAACCGAUUUCCGGUGCUGGCGCUGUGAUUUAGCUUGGGUUUGGGCCGUUGGGGUUGGUUGCUGCGGGUGGCGCUGACCGGAUCGACAGGGUAAUGCGAAUGGGAAGGGGUUGUUUGGUUUGGUUUGAUUUGGUCAGAGCUUGACUUUUCGCUGGCCGCCGCCGCCGUGGACUCGGCCGCUGUCUUUCUUGUGCAAAUCGCCUGCUUUGGACAUUGUAGAUCACCUACCUCGACACACUUUUUCUGGAUUGCUCGACCGACUUACAAAGCUUUAGAUAAAGUGGUGCUGCUCCCUCAAUGUUAGUAGCUUGCAUCACAAUUUCCAGAACAGAUCGUGACUUAAACUAGUUAGUGCGUCGCAAUAUGUACUAGAACAACCACCAAAUUACUUGGGUGGACUGCUCGGUUGUGGUAGAAUUGUAGGGACAAAUCUUGGAAAGAAAGGAAAAAAACGUUGCCUGCCCUGGUGUAGCAGCUGAAUUACCCAGUUUGAUGGUGAAGAAAGAGUUUUAGAUGGUCUAAAGAUGGAGAUGAUGAGAUAAAAAGUACCAAAAGUGUACAGUGGAUAGCAAGGAUAUGACUGUCAUGAUUCCUCAGCGCCACCGGGCUACAGCCAAGAAGCCCAUGUGGAUAAUCGUGCUCUUGUCUAUGGUUUGCAUCGUGUUGAUUGGGGCUUAUGUCUUCCCACCGCGGCGCUUCUCUAAGUGCUACCUCUCUGCUUCAAGUGUAUGUACGAAUUUCAAGGAUUGGCUCCCUUCCAUGGGCCAUCGGGAGCGGACUGACGAGGAGAUUAUUUCAUCUGUAGUUAUUAGGGAUAUCCUUUCAAUGCCCAUGCCUGUGUCAAAAAAUCCAAAGAUCGCCCUUAUGUUCUUGACACCAGGUUCAUUGCCCUUUGAGAAAUUGUGGGAGAAGUUUUUACAGGGACAUGAGGGAAGAUACUCCAUCUAUGUGCACGCAUCACGUGAAAAGCCGGUUCAUACUAGUUCUUUGUUUGCUGGUCGGGAUAUUCACAGUGAUGCGGUAGUAUGGGGAUUGAUUUCAAUGGUUGAUGCUGAGAAGAGACUAUUAGCGAAUGCACUGGAAGAUGUUGAUAAUCAAGUUUUUAUCUUGCUUUCUGACAGCUGUGUUCCACUGCAUUCAUUUGAUUAUGUGUAUAACUACCUGAUGGGAACAAAUGUUAGCUUCGUGGAUUGUUUCAAGGAUCCAGGUCCACAUGGCAGUGGAAGGUACGCUCCUGAGAUGUAUCCUGAAAUAGAUGAGAGGGAUUUUAGAAAGGGUGCCCAGUGGUUUGCAGUUACAAGGAGACAUGCUUUAAUGAUUCUGGCUGACAACCUGUACUACAAGAAGUUCAAGCUAUACUGCAAGCCAGCGGAAGGGCGCAACUGUAUUGCAGAUGAGCAUUAUUUGCCAACCCUGUUCAAUAUGGUAGAUCCUGGUGGAAUCUCUAAUUGGUCUGUUACAAAUGUGGAUUGGUCUGAGGGAAAAUGGCAUCCAAGGUCAUAUAGCGCUGAUGAUGUCACCUAUGAUCUCUUGAAGAAUAUUACGGCAAUUGAUGAGAACAUCCAUGUUACAAGUGAUGACAAGAAACUUGUGAUGCAGAAGCCAUGUUUGUGGAAUGGAUCAAAGAGACCGUGCUAUCUUUUCGCUAGGAAGUUUAAUCCUGAAGCACUUGACAACCUACUGAAGCUAUUUACCAGUUAUACAUCUGUUUGAGUCCAACCUGAUUCUUUGCCUUGGGCUGUCAAAUCCCACAAGCUUCUUUUCCUGUUUGUAUGUAAAUUGUGAAGUCCGUACUUAUUAGGAUCUGGGCCCAAAGAUACUGGUACAACUGCAACAACUGUGAUGGCUUGGAGCUCAGUCCUCGGUAAAACGGCCACAGCAAUGUUUAUAGAAUGACACUGCCCUCAUAGUAUGUCGUGUUCAAUGUAUGUCUCCAUAGUCUUCCACCCAACUCCCAACUCAUUAGUUCUUUGAAGAACAGUUUUUUUGUCAGAAUGUUAUACUGUCAUUAUAUGAUCCAUUCUUUGUAGACACAGAUUACAACAGAUGUACCACAAGCGCAUAGUCUUAAUUUAGUCAUUAUUAAAUCUUUUGUCAUGGAUUCUA
Molecule: messenger RNA, 2190 nt
Organism: Sorghum bicolor (sorghum)
Lineage: Eukaryota; Viridiplantae; Streptophyta; Magnoliopsida; Poales; Poaceae
Exons: 11
Coding region: 661-1797 (378 amino acids)
Cellular component (GO): membrane
Molecular function (GO): glycosyltransferase activity
Source: RefSeq, a predicted model, not a curated record